Molecule: messenger RNA, 1931 nt
Organism: Cyprinodon variegatus (sheepshead minnow)
Lineage: Eukaryota; Metazoa; Chordata; Actinopteri; Cyprinodontiformes; Cyprinodontidae
Gene: chga
Product: chromogranin A
Exons: 8
Coding region: 236-1327 (363 amino acids)
Biological process (GO): negative regulation of insulin secretion; defense response to bacterium; negative regulation of catecholamine secretion
Cellular component (GO): chromaffin granule
Source: RefSeq, a predicted model, not a curated record
AGUGUCAGUAGAGAGACCGGGGGGGACGGGUAGCUGCCAGCUUGCUGGUGUAAUAAAAAAAUAAUUCAGCUCUCCAGAAAUACCGAAAGACGACCAAGUUUUUUUUGCACAGAAUGCGUCCGUGAUUCGACGUCUUAUCUCCAAGAUUCUGUUAAAAAAGAAAAAUCCAAGCCAGAAAAGAAAGCUUCGCUGUUUUGCUUUAUUCCUGGAGAGCUUAAUUCACCUCGUAUUCAACAUGAUCGGGAGAGGACUGCUUAUUCUCACUAUUUUGUCCAACUGCGUUCUGUCAUUGCCGGUGACUUCAAGUCAGCUGGAGAAUGAGGACGUAGAGGUGAUGAAAUGCAUUGUUGAGGCAUUGGCGGAUGUACUAUCAAGACCGAAGAAAGUUCCUGUCAGUCAGGAAUGUCUAGACACCCUGAAAACUGAUGAGAAGCUCCUCACUAUCCUCCGUCAUCAUAACUUUCUAAAAGAGCUGCAGAAGAUUGCUGCUCAAGGUGAUCAAGAGAGGACUCAGCCGCAGAGAUACGUUGAUAAACCAGCUCCAACCAGGCAAUCUCUCCAUACUACAGCUGAUGGCGCUGAUCGAUCCAUGUUGGAAGCUUUGGGAGGCCCCGGCGAGCGAUCCAUCCUAUCCCAGAGGAAAAGGGCAGGAGAGAGCGGAGAAGAGAAAGAUGAAACCAGGGAAGAGUCACGGGAGGACAGUGAAGCUAAAGAGGAGCAUGUGAGGAGGGAUGAAGAUGAGACACCUACAGAGGCUGAAGAUGUUGAUGCUGGAACAACAAGCUCAGAGGAGAAUUCAGAAGAGGAAAAUGAAAUGGAGGAUAAGAAAGGUGAUCCUUCUGAUAAAAAGAGAUCUUCAUCCAAAGACAACCAGGAGCAAAAGAUGGGGGAGACAGGAGAGAAGGAGAAAAGCGACAAAAGGUCUGAGUUCUUCUCACAGAAACAUGAUGUCAAGGCAGAGGAUGAAAAGCGGGAAUACAAGGGUGUAAAACGAGGGAGAGGGGAAAGCCUAAAUCACUUGACCCAGAGGGCCAAGAAGAAAGCUGGAAAAGAGGAAGCCCCUCAGCCUGACAGCCAGAAGCAAACAUCUCUCCAUUCAAAAGAAGAGGAGACGGAGCAGAAGAAGAAGAAAAGAGAUCCAGAGAGAAGUCCAGAGGAGAGAGAGUUACAAAUGAUAGCUAGGGGGACACCAGAGGAGAGGGAGGUGAUGGAGGAAGAAGGAAGCGCCACCAGAAAGUCAGAGGAGCCUGAGAUUGAAAGCCUGGCUGCCAUCGAGACGGAGCUUGAAAAUGUUGCCCAAAAACUGCACCAGCUGGGGCGAGGCUAAUCAGGAGAGUGGCUCAAACUCCGACAGCCUUAGCCUUCCUCCUCCUCCUGCGCUUCACCAGACGUCUGGCUUUUUUAUAGAGCGUGCAAAUGUAUGACAAGGUUUUAUCUGUCAAUGUUUCUCCUCUAAGAUGCUGCUCUGCUUCUUUGUUUUGUUUUUUUUGACAUUGUUUUUUUUUCUCUCACAUAGAGUUGCACACAGCAUAGAGCCACAUACUAACACCACAUAGGGUAUGCAUUCUCAUGUGCAAACAACAUUGCAAAGGCAAAUUCCUUAUGAUAUAUUUACGUUUAAUGGCAGUCAUCUGUUCAUCCUGCACAUGCAUCUUGUCUGCUUGUCAGAUUAAAAAUGAUUGAUGUGAAAGACUGGCACUAAUUCAGGUAGGAUAAAGGCUGAGGUUCUACACUAAAGCUUUGUUUAAGUAUAUAUAUGUCUAUUUCUGGGAUAAUUUGCUUAACAAGAAAAAAAAAAAAAAAAGGAACACACAAAUUGUUCCAUAUUGUGAUAAAUCGCUAACCACAAUCAAGCCAAGGCAAUAAGUUUAGAUUUUUAGCAGAUAAUUGACUGAGUUGUAUUCUAACACUGUAAUGGAUUUCUCUAAGAA